AUGGCUAUCUGUAGCACCUUCUUUGCGCGCAUGAACAUUCGGAAGCACACCUGGCGACACCCGAAUGGCGAAUCGUGCACACAAAUCGAUCACGUUUUGGUGGAUGGUCGACACUUCUCGGACGUGAUGGACGUCCGAUCGUACAGAGGACCGAACAUCGACUCUGAUCACUUCCUGGUAGCGUGUAAAAUCCGAGCUAGGCUGUCGAACGUGCUGACCCCGCGGACUGCGAGGAUAGCGCGAUUGAACGUCCAGCGCCUCGCGAGCAGCGACGUUGCUGCAGAGUACAGUCGGAAGCUCGACGAGCGGAUCAACGAGGACGCGCCUACGGGUAACCUGGACGAGCAAUGGGGAGCCCUCCAGAGCAUCGUCAACACAACGGCUAUCGAAGUGAUCGGCACGACCAGAGGACGCAAACCCAAAGGGUGGUUCGAUGCGGAGUGCCAGCGAGUGACGGACGAGAAGAACGAGGCCAGGAAGCGUAUGCUCGUUAAGGGUACGCGCCGAAACUGUGAGCGAUACAGUGAGUUGCGAAGAGCAGAGAAACGAAUCCACCGCCGAAAAGAACGGGAGUACGACGAAACGGUACUUGCCGAAGCGGAAGCACAGUACAACGCGAACGAUAAGCGGAGGUUUUACGCGACUGUCAACGGUGUAAGAAGGAAAACCACGCCUUCCCCUGUGAUGUGCAACGACACGGAAGGCAACCUGUUGACAGACAAGACUGCGGUGGCGGCUAGGUGGAUGGAGCACUUCCAGCAGCUGUUGAACGGUGAGGCACGAGAGGGAAUCGUCGAGGACAGGAUACACGUUGAGGAAGAUGGAAAAGCUGUGGACCCGCCUACGUUUGAGGAAGUAGCUAAGGCUGUUAAAGAGCUCAAGAACGGGAAAUCCGCGGGAAAGGACGGACUUCCGGCCGAACUUUUCAAGCACGGGAGUACGCGGAUGACCGAGAUUCUGCACCAAAUCAUCCUACGCAUUUGGUGCGAAGAACAGCUUCCGACCGACUGGUUAGACGGGCUCGUCACCCCAAUCUACAAGAAAGGGCAAAGACUCGAUUGUGCCAACUAUCGAGGCAUCACAAUCCUCAACGCAGCGUACAAAGUACUCUCCCGCAUCCUGUGGAGCAAGCUGAGACCGAUGACCGAGACCUUUGUCGGCGAAUACCAGUGCGGUUUUCGAGCGGGUCGGUCAACGACGGAUCAGAUGUUCACUCUGCGACAAAUCCUCGACAAGUUCCGGGAGUACAACCUGCAAACACACCAUUUGUUCAUCGACUUCAAGGCGGCGUCACAGCAUGCUGUGCAGUCGCUUUUCCGCUCGAUCGAUGCCGCCUGCUCCUCUUCGGGCGACGGAAGAGCGUUGAACCGUCGCCAGCACCGCUUAGUAGGCGCUGCAGUCACAUGGCUGCCAUAUUAG
This is a messenger RNA of Culex quinquefasciatus (southern house mosquito), 1419 nucleotides long. RefSeq lists its product as uncharacterized. The record is from RefSeq and is a predicted model, not a curated record. NCBI's taxonomy places the organism in Eukaryota, Metazoa, Arthropoda, Insecta, Diptera, Culicidae. Bases 1 to 1419 code for a protein of 472 amino acids. The transcript has 2 exons.